AUGACUUGGUAUAAAAGUUUACCCGACAAAUCCAUCACUUCCUGGAAGGUGCUCGGAAAACUUUUCUCCAGGCACUUCACAGCCUCCCAGAGACACCCCAAAUCUGAAGCCUCGUUGGAAGCCAUCAUCCAAGGAAAAGACGAGUCUUUGCGGGCUUAUAUUGAAAGAUUCAACAAAGAAGUCGUGCAAUAUGAGGAGAAAGAAGCCGCUCACGCUGUCCGUAACUCCAGGCAAGAAGAGAGCAGUAAAAAUGCCCGCCAAGAUGAUUCCCGCCAGGGAACAGACAAAAAGAAGGACGACAAAGGCCGGGACCCCAAGGAUUACAAAACCCCAGUUGGCAAAUUCCAAGAAUCCACCCCGCAGAACGCUUCAAGGGAACGCUUCUUAAAUGAAUGCGCGAACGCCGAAUUUCAGACGGGCAAGGUCUGUUUCCCAAAGACCAUGCCAGCACGGCCAAACAUGGAUAAAUCGAAGUUCUGCCGAUUCCACAAAGGUCACGGGCACAACACUGAAGAAUGCAUCUAUCUGAAGGACGCAAUAGAGAUAUUAAUACGGGAGGGACACCUGAAACAAUACGCAAAGAAGCAAGAGGCUGCCAAAGAAGCUAAAUCGAUCACCGAGGAAAAGCCGUCGGAGGACACGCCCGCCAUGCAAGUGGCCAUGAGCGUCACCAGGCCUGAAGAUUUUUACCUCCCUGAUUGGGCCAAGUCAGCAACCACCCCGUCCCCUUACAGCUCUUGGGAAAUGUUCCCGUCCGCCAUGGUCAUAUCCGGCGGGGGAUUCAGCAAGCUCACCGUCGGAUCUGUAAAAUGCAAAUUCGACGAGCUGAUCUCAGCCAGUGCAAACAAAGCCUCUAUUCUCGACCACGCCAAAGGCAGCCCAUCCUCCAUAUUCUUCUACAAAGAAGAGUUGCCCGGAGGAGCAACCAACGCAACCAUUCCCCUUCUCAUCCGGGCUCGGAUGGCCAACUUUGAUGUGCGGCGCAUAUUGGUCGUCCAAGGAAGUUCAGUGGACAUCAUGUACUCCCAACUAUUCAAAACACUGCAACUUAAUGACAGCCACCUCACCCCAUACGUAGGAUCAGACCUGCAAGGCUUCAACGACACGGUGACUAAGCCAUGGGGUUUCGUGGAGCUCAUAGUUUCAAUCGGAUCGGCGAAAACCACGAGGGCCGUUAAAGUCCAGUUCCUGGUCAUCGACUGCCCAUCGAUAUACCAGGGAAUCCUUGAACGCCCAACCCUAGCCGAAUUAAUCGCGGUCCCCUCAACCGUGCACCUCAAGCUUAAAUACUAUACGACCAAAGGACAAGUCGCAAUACUCAACGGUGAUAUUGAAGUGGCCAGGAGAUGCUUCGAAGCCUCCGCCAAAGGCCUGAGCACGAUAAAGACACCGGCCCAAGACAAAACAGCGACUAGCGCAGUCUCCGAGACCAACAAAUUAAUGUCCCGCAUCGACACUGUCGACCUCGACAGUCGUUUUCAGGAAGAAUCCGAGCAGAGCAUAAACACAGGUACAUCAGAAGGGAUCCUCAGGCCAAUUCCAGACGGAAACUUCGAACUCGUGGCCCUCCGAGAAGAUCCAACCAAGGGAGUCAAGAUCGGAGUGGACCUGCCGGACCUAGCCAAAAGACAACUCAAAGCUUGCCUCCGCGAAAACGCCGACCUAUUCGCCUGGAGCACCGACGUGAUGCCCGGGCUCGAUCCAGAAGUAGCUUGCCAUCACCUGACUAUCGACCCCGCUUGCAAGGUCGUCGCUCAGAGAAGAAGAAAACAAUCACCAGGGAAAACGGUUGUGGCCGAACUAGCUGUAAAAGACCUCCUAGAGGCCAAAUUUAUAUCUGAGGCCAAGGCUUGCCCAAAAGAUGCUUACCCUCUGCCCAAUAUAGAUAAACUAGUCGAUAAUUUCGCCGGUUUUAAAUUACUUUCAUUUAUGGACGCAUACUCCGGGUACAAUCAAAUACCCAUGGCUAAAAUUGACAAGAAAUACACGGCCUUCAUGACCGAAUCGGGUAACUACUAUUACAACGUAAUGCCCUUCGGUUCGAAAAAUGUCGGCGCAACAUACCAGCGCAUGAUGAACAAAGUGUUCCGAGCUGAAAUAGGAGACAUGCUCGAAGUCUAUAUGGACGAUAUGAUCGUCAAAUCCCAAAAAGAAACUGAUCAUGCCGCCCAUCUCAAAAAGGUUUUCGAGCAAGCCCGAAAAUGCAAGAUGAGGUUCAACCCUGAGAAAUGUACGUUCGGCGUUCGAGCAGGAAAAUUCCUCGGUUUUUACUUAACGGAAAGAGGAAUCGAAGCCAACCCGGAUAAAUGCAGGGAUUUUUCGGAUUUUCCCACCCCGAGCUCAAAAAAGUCAAUCCAAACCCUGAACGGCAUGCUCACGUCACUAUCCAGGUUUGUGGCCAAAUCCGCCCAACACGCCCUUCCCUUGUUUAGACUCUUGCGCAAGGAAACCAUCUUCGAAUGGACGGAAGAGUGUGAGCGCGCCUUCUCCCAUCUCAAGCAAGCCCUUUCCAGCCCACCGGUCUUAUCCCGGCCUGAGGCCGGAGAAAUCCUAUACCUCUAUCUUGCCGUAUCCACCAAGGCCGUCAGCGCGGCCCUAAUACGAAAAACCCCAGAAGGCCAGAAACCCAUUUACUUCACAAGCAAAGCACUCCAGGGCCCCGAGGUCAGAUACCAACAAAUCAAAAAGGUUGGAAUCGCAUUAAUAACCGCAGCCCGGAGACUCAGGCACUAUUUCCUAGCCUAUACCAUAGUCGUGCGAACCGAGCAACCCGUGAAACAAUUGCUUGCACGCCCCGAUAUGGCCGGAAGGAUGCUCCGUUGGUCAUUAGAGCUUGCAGAGUUCGACAUCAAGUAUGAAGAAAGAAAAUCCCUUAAGGCACGGGUCUUGGCAGAUUUCAUGGCCAAAAUGGCCUUCCCCGAAACAACAAACAACAACGCCCGGAGAUGGACCUUAUACGUGGACGGAGCGUCAAGCUCAACUGGUACCGGAGCAUGGAUCAUUCUAGAAAACGGGGAAGGAACCCUCAUAGAAGUAUCCCUCUCGCUCUCAUUCCCAAUGUCCAACAACCAAGCCGAGUAUGAGGCCCUGCUUGCCGGACUGCGCCUCGCAAACUACUUAGAAGCCGAGGAAAUUGAGGUAUUCACUGACUCUCAACUGGUCGCAUCCCAUAUCUCAGGCAAAUAUCAGGUCAAAAGCGAAGCCCUCGUUGAAUAUCUGGCCCUUAUACGAGAAAGACUAACCCGAUUCAGCAGCGCCAAAGUAAAACACAUCCCAAGGGAACACAACUCCCGGGCAGACGUCCUAUCGAAACUAGCUAGUACGAGGAAGAAAGGGGGCAACAAAUCCGUAAUCCAGGAAAUAUUGCCAAAACCCAACACUGAAUCUUCAUCCGUGCUAACACUCGUAAACGCGAUAGGGGAUGCGUCUUGCUGGAUGACCCCCGUAUAUAAUUACCUAACUAGCGACCUCCUGCCCACCGAUCCCAAAGAGGCCUCCGUAAUCGGAAGGAGAGCCUGCUCGUACGUCUUGGUCGAAAAUCGCCUCUACCAACGAGGAUUUUCCAUACCCCUCCUCAAAUGCAUAGACGAGGGCACGGUUCCCCACAUACUCCGAGAGAUACACGAAGGAAUCAACUCGCAACACUUAGGAGGGAGAUCUCUCGCCCGGAAAGCCCUCUGA
Molecule: messenger RNA, 3681 nt
Organism: Vicia villosa (hairy vetch)
Lineage: Eukaryota; Viridiplantae; Streptophyta; Magnoliopsida; Fabales; Fabaceae
Exons: 3
Coding region: 1-3681 (1226 amino acids)
Molecular function (GO): nucleic acid binding; RNA-DNA hybrid ribonuclease activity
Source: RefSeq, a predicted model, not a curated record